Messenger RNA from Mytilus californianus (California mussel), 1333 nucleotides. RefSeq names its product cubilin-like. The coding region runs from base 250 to 1233 and encodes 327 amino acids. The transcript is spliced from 7 exons. NCBI's taxonomy places the organism in Eukaryota, Metazoa, Mollusca, Bivalvia, Mytilida, Mytilidae. The record is from RefSeq and is a predicted model, not a curated record.
CAUAAAGAGAAUAUAUUAUACACUUAUUUUGAUAAAAGGUUCCCGUAUAGGUUUUACAAUCUGUGAUGUGAAUUAAUAAACCAACCAGUAAACUGAAAUACACGAGCAGAGGAGUAGUUGUAAUGCACAAGGCUAUAAACUAAAUUAGCCACGUCAUUUUUUUUUAACAAGAGUAGAUUGAAGGACGAAAUGAUUUAUCCUUUUUAAACAACAUAAUAACAACUUUGUAAAAUUGUGAAAUUGGCCGAGAUGUCGAAAGCAGAACCAAACGUAUAUCUGAACAAUAUCUUCGUUGAAGGGAGAACAGAUGACGAUGGAGUGUACGAGGAAUGUUUCGAUACAGAUGAUCAAUCUGAUUAUGAGGAGGUUUCCCCGGUUGCCAAAAAAAAUCUACCUGACAUUAAUAUUCCACACAAUAUGCCAAAGAUUCAAUCCAUAAAAGAAGAUUAUAGUCGGAGUAAAAAGAUGCACACGCAUUUACGGUUUCUUUUUUUCAUUAAUUGCUUUGUUAUCAUAUUAGUAGUAUCAAAUGUCGUGACAUUCAUUACUACAAAAGAUAAAUUUUCGGAAAAGAAAACAAAUCUUACACCUUGUGCUGGACUUAUCUUUUUGAACGGAGGCUCAUGUGAGGUGUUAAAUGGCUCAUUUAACUGUUUAUGCGAAUCAGGCUUUUCUGGACGUCUCUGUGAAGUGACACCUUGUACUGGACUUAAGUGUUUAAAUGGAGGCUCAUGUGAGGUGUUGAAUGGCACGUUUCACUGUUUAUGCGAUUCUGGGUUUUCAGGACGCCUGUGUAAAGAAGAAAUUGGACCAUGCUUUUCAAAUCCCUGUUUCAAUUUUGGUUCAUGUAGAACAUCAUGUAAUACGUUUACUUGUUAUUGUCCAAAUGGAACCAAAGGACGUCGUUGUCAAGAUGUAUUACAUCAAAUAAUAACAUCCCCUGGAUAUCCGUCAAACUACAACGACAACAUGCAUAGACUAUGGAAUAUUGAUGUUGGACUUUCAAACACCGUCCGAAUAACGUUUACUCAUUUUGAACUUGAGAACACUCUUGAUUUUGUAAAAAUAUACAAUGGACAGUCAACUACCUGUGGUUCUUUAGCAAAUUACACGGGAACAAUUAAUCCAACGGAGUUAACAUCCACAGGAAGAUUUAUGACAAUAUUAUUUACAACUGAUGGUUCUGUUGCCAAAUUGGGAUUUCGUGCAGUUAUAUAUAAAACAACAAACUAGAUUUUAAUGAACUUGUUUUCGCCAGAUCAGACAAAUAAACGAAUUGUUCAAUUCAUUGAUGCUUAGAGUUAGACAUUCUAUUAUUAAAUAUAUUGCUUUC